AGUCCCUAUUUGGAACUGCUCUCGCGGCAGUUCAGACCUCGUGCGCGUCCCCCUCGCCUGUCUGUGUGUGGUAUCCGCAGGUCCGAGGCACUUUUUUUGGUGUGUGUGUGUGUGUGUGUGUGUGUUGAGUGUUUGUGUUCGGGGGUUUCUCGGGGCUCGGAGAGAGCCGGGCCGAGGGGAAGGAAGGAAGCCGCAGAGCUCCCUAUCUCAGGCUGCGUCUCUCCUCCAGCGCUCUCCUGCCUGCGCUCUGUGAGGCGGCAGCGGCGGUGGCGCCGAGCGCUCCUCGCUGGGUUCGCACAGCUCAAGUUGGGAGCAGCGAGGACCCCUUUGCUGAGGUUUCCCGUGCUCGCUGGAAUAAGAUGCCAGGGCGAUUGAUUUGCACCUACUGAACCCGGAGUUCCUCCCCGGCCCUGGGAAGGGUUGGCGGCGGCGGCGGCGGCAGUAGCAGACGGAACAGCAGGCUCUCCUCUCCGAGGGGGGGCGUCGAAGCGCCCGCGCCGGGCUCCAGCCCUCACCCUCCCGCGCUCCUGCGGCCCCGAGCAGCCACCUUCAGUGCCUGCCUUCUUCCUCUUCUCGUCGCGAGUCCCCGACCCGGCUGCCUCUAGGAUCAGACCCGCUCACCCCGGAUGCUUGGGGUUGCCCCGCGCACCCCGCUCCAGGUUCUACGCGCUGAGUAAUCCAAAGGGGACCCGCGCUCGCCCCGGGAGGAGCCCCCGGCCCUGGGACCCAGCUCUGGACCCGCCGGGGAGCCGACGAUGUCCACGCAGCCCCAGGCGUUGACACUGUCCACGCAGCCAGGGGAAGGCGGCCGGCUGCAGCCCGCCGAGCCCUAGGAGCACAAAGCCCGCUCCCGCCGCCCGGCCUCGGCGCCCGCCGACGACUUUGCCGCCCGCUCCGCAGCUCUUUGUCUCCACUUGGGGCGGGCGCCCGACUCUGGGAUUUCGCUGUGAUAGCGGGCUGGGGGGGCCGGGGGCGAGUUCUCGGUUCCCCGGCCGCCCCCCGCUCGGGCUCGGCUCCCCCCUCCCCCGCACCUCUCCGGCCCGGGCUCUCGGCGCUUCCACGCUCUCGGAAUCACGACCCCUCCCUGCCAUGUAUCCGCAAGGCAGACAUCCGGCUCCCCAUCAGCCCGGGCAGCCGGGAUUUAAAUUCACGGUGGCUGAGUCUUGUGACAGGAUCAAAGACGAAUUCCAGUUCCUGCAAGCUCAAUAUCACAGCCUCAAAGUGGAGUACGACAAGCUGGCGAACGAGAAGACGGAGAUGCAGCGCCAUUAUGUGAUGUACUAUGAGAUGUCCUAUGGCUUGAACAUUGAAAUGCACAAACAGACAGAGAUUGCGAAGAGACUGAACACAAUUUUAGCCCAGAUCAUGCCCUUCCUGUCACAAGAGCACCAGCAGCAGGUGGCUCAGGCAGUGGAGCGUGCCAAGCAGGUCACCAUGACAGAGCUGAACGCCAUCAUCGGGGUACGUGGACUCCCCAAUCUGCCUCUCACCCAGCAGCAGCUCCAGGCGCAGCACCUCUCCCAUGCCACGCAUGGCCCCCCUGUACAACUGCCGCCCCACCCAUCAGGCCUCCAGCCUCCUGGGAUCCCCCCAGUGACGGGAAGCAGCUCUGGACUGCUGGCACUUGGCGCCCUGGGCAGCCAGGCCCACCUGUCGGUGAAGGAUGAGAAGAACCACCAUGAACUUGAUCAUCGAGAGAGAGAAUCCAGUGCGAAUAAUUCAGUGUCACCCUCAGAAAGCCUCAGGGCCAGCGAGAAGCACCGGGGCUCUGCAGACUACAGCAUGGAAGCCAAGAAGCGGAAGGCCGAGGAGAAGGACAGCCUGAGCCGAUACGACAGUGAUGGGGACAAGAGUGAUGAUCUGGUGGUGGAUGUUUCUAACGAGGACCCAGCAACGCCCCGGGUCAGCCCUGCACACUCCCCUCCUGAAAAUGGACUGGACAAGGCCCGGGGCCUGAAAAAGGAUGCCCCCACCAGCCCCGCCUCGGUGGCCUCCUCCAGCAGUACACCUUCUUCCAAGACCAAAGACCUUGGUCAUAAUGACAAAUCCUCAACGCCUGGCCUCAAGUCCAACACACCAACUCCAAGGAAUGAUGCCCCGACCCCAGGCACCAGCACAACCCCGGGGCUCCGCUCAAUGCCAGGCAAACCUCCAGGCAUGGACCCGAUAGGUAUAAUGGCCUCAGCCCUGCGCACGCCCAUCUCCAUCACCAGCUCCUAUGCCACACCCUUUGCCAUGAUGAGCCACCACGAGAUGAACGGCUCCCUUACCAGCCCGAGCGCCUACGCUGGCCUCCACAACAUCCCGCCCCAGAUGAGUGCCGCCGCCGCCGCUGCAGCUGCUGCCUAUGGCCGAUCGCCAAUGGUGAGCUUUGGAGCUGUUGGUUUUGACCCUCACCCUCCCAUGCGGGCCACAGGCCUGCCCUCGAGCCUCGCCUCCAUUCCCGGAGGGAAACCAGCCUACUCUUUCCAUGUGAGCGCUGAUGGGCAGAUGCAGCCCGUGCCCUUCCCCCAUGAUGCCCUGGCAGGCCCUGGUAUCCCAAGGCAUGCCCGCCAGAUCAACACACUCAGCCACGGGGAGGUGGUGUGUGCCGUGACCAUCAGCAACCCCACGCGGCACGUCUACACAGGUGGCAAGGGCUGUGUGAAGAUCUGGGAUAUUAGCCAGCCGGGCAGUAAGAGCCCCAUCUCCCAGCUGGACUGCCUGAACAGGGACAACUACAUUCGCUCCUGCAAGCUACUCCCUGAUGGGCGCACACUCAUCGUGGGUGGAGAGGCCAGCACACUCACCAUCUGGGAUCUGGCCUCACCCACACCCCGCAUCAAGGCCGAGCUGACAUCCUCCGCUCCUGCCUGUUACGCCCUGGCCAUUAGCCCUGAUGCAAAAGUCUGCUUUUCCUGCUGCAGCGAUGGGAACAUUGCCGUCUGGGACCUGCACAACCAGACCCUAGUCAGGCAAUUCCAGGGCCAUACAGACGGGGCCAGCUGCAUAGACAUCUCCCACGAUGGCACCAAGCUGUGGACUGGGGGCCUGGACAACACCGUGCGCUCCUGGGAUCUGCGGGAGGGCCGGCAGCUGCAGCAGCAUGACUUCACCUCCCAGAUCUUCUCACUGGGUUACUGCCCCACUGGGGAGUGGCUGGCUGUGGGCAUGGAGAGCAGCAACGUGGAGGUGUUGCACCACACCAAGCCCGACAAGUACCAGCUGCACCUGCAUGAGAGCUGCGUGCUGUCCCUCAAGUUUGCCUACUGUGGCAAGUGGUUCGUGAGCACGGGGAAAGAUAACCUUCUCAAUGCCUGGAGGACACCUUACGGAGCCAGCAUCUUCCAGUCUAAAGAAUCCUCGUCUGUCUUGAGUUGUGACAUUUCAGCGGAUGACAAAUAUAUUGUAACAGGCUCUGGUGACAAGAAGGCCACAGUUUAUGAGGUCAUCUACUAAACAAGGACUCUAACAGGGCUGUCCAACUCUGGGAGAAACCAUCUCGGCUCUGACAGGGAGACCCCAGUCGAGGCCCCUGAGGAUGGCGGAGGAGGGGCCGUGAGCAGCCGCGCUCCGGGCUGUGCUCCAGCGGGCUGAGAGGGCACGUGCCCGCCAUGGCCCGGACUCCUGGGCAUGGAUUGAUGUGUCUCACAGACUCGGAUGGAUUCUCUUCUCCUCCUCCCCCUUAACAAUGCUGGCAGAUGCUACAAAUAGAUUUAUUUGGAGGCUUGUGGCUCCAGUUCCCCACAGACACCCUCAUGAAUCUCUGUCUCUUCCUCCCCAUUCUUUUGAUCUGUCCCCUCCCUGCUUGGGUGGGGGACAAUGGAGUGGACCACAUUGUUGUGCUGGGGAGGGGGAUCUCGUUCCUGAUUGUGCAGUGCACAAGAUUUGUGAAAACUGUAAAUAACAGACUCCUGUGGUGGACUGGUCAGUGGGGGAGGAAGCCCCUGCCCAGUGGGAGCUCGCCGUGUAUUUCGCCUGCUGUAUUUGUGAUCCACUCGUGGUGGUGGCUUUUUGUUUUUGUUUUUGUUUGUUUUUUAAACAGAAGUUCCCAUCAGGGAAAGGGACAGGGAGGGAGUAACAGGAAGAAGGGGUUGGAACAGGGAGGAGAGUCCUGGGAUCGGGGAAGGACCUGCAGCGGCCAAGCAGACUGGCACCUAACACCAGGUGAACGCGCCUCAUGCGGGUUUGGCACCCUAGGCAAGCCUUGAGGGAGUGCCAGAUGGACAGACGGACUGAAGGACAGUGCUGAGACCGGGCCGACCUGGGUUGAUGUCCAUAGGGGACAGCUGGGUUUCCCUCCGCUCUGUCUGCCUCUUGCCCUGUCUCAAGUCUCCCUCUCUCUCAGGCCUCUGGCUCCAUCUUUCUCUCCUUCUCCUCUUUCUCUUUGGUGCACACUGGGUCAUUGUGAUGAGAAAUGGAGGUUCAGAGGAACUCCCUCUCCAGCCUUUCUUAAUCUUCCAGAUGGAUGGAUGGACACAGCCUGGAAAUGACACCACGGUCGAGGGAAGCAUAGCAACUCAGCUCAGGGAGCUACCAGAGAAAAACAGCAAUGGAUGUGGGUGCUUUUUUUUUUUUUUUUUUUUUUUAAUUUGAAUAAAAAGAAUUAGAAGUGAUGUCUUCUCCCCCUUCCUGCCUUCAGCCCCUUCCUCUCUCCCUAGAGGGGACAAGCAGAUUAACCUACAGGGUUAUAAAGUCUGAGCAGGUGACUUGCCCUCUUCCCCUCCUGGGCAGGGCAGAGAGGGCCGGGGGCAGGGAGAUGUCCUGGUGCGCUGCGGUGAUUCCUAACAGCUCUCAGUCUCUUGUGGCCCACACAAGUUCCAGGUAGAAUAUGGUCUCCUGCGGUUGGUUACCAAGCUUUGGUACCAAAUGUUCUGAGGUAUUAGGAUGUUGGGUUUUGGUCUUUUUUUUUUUUUUUUCCUUUAAAAAAAAAAAGAAGAAGCUAAAGGCAGUGUGAGUCCUGGGGGUGGGCUCUCCAUGGAUGUAGCAUAUGGAAGAUAAUUUUUAUACUGCAUUUUUAUGGAUUAUUUUAUAAUGUGUGAGUUGGUCUGGUGAGGAGGAGGAGGAGGGGCUUCUGUGAAAACCGCCCAUCUUCAGGUGCUCCUGCGGCUGAGCAGCUUCCGGACGUGACGUGGAGGUCGUGGCUUGGAGCCGGCACAGCACCCUGUAUCUGUCUGAGAUGGGGACGCAGGGCGUCUGGAGUCUCUGUCUCUCUCCCUGAGUCUCAGAUGUUCAUCUGCCACCUCUUGUUAAGGCUCUAGCCCGGAGGGAGGGUGAGGGUAGAAGAAAGUUAUUCCUGAAGAAAAAAAAAAAAGAAAAUGAAAA
Marmota flaviventris (yellow-bellied marmot) is the source of this 5304-nucleotide messenger RNA. RefSeq names its product TLE family member 3, transcriptional corepressor (gene Tle3). Gene Ontology annotation, cellular component: nucleus; transcription regulator complex. Gene Ontology annotation, biological process: negative regulation of canonical Wnt signaling pathway; regulation of DNA-templated transcription. Lineage: Eukaryota; Metazoa; Chordata; Mammalia; Rodentia; Sciuridae. The record is from RefSeq and is a predicted model, not a curated record. Gene Ontology annotation, molecular function: protein binding; transcription corepressor activity.